CCUCACACGAGCUUGGGAAGCCGCAAUGGCAGCAGAAAAGGCUGAAGCCUUGGCGAUUCCGGCCACCGCUCCCUGCGGCCGGUACAUUAACAAGAGGGCUUUGAAAAACAAGGCCAUCGCCUUCACUUUCAACGAGAAAGAUCUCUGCGACUUUGUGUCUGGGUUUCACAAGAGGAAGAAGAAGAGAAGAAAGGAAGCUGAGAAGCAGCAAGGGGAGGCUUUAAGGCGUAAGCUUCUUGAGCUCCGGAAAAAGAGGAAACUAGAAAAGGAAUUGGCUCUCUUUGGUGGAGCUCCACCAGCUGCUGCCGAGGGAGAAGAGGAUGAGAAUGUUGAGGGAGAUGCGAGCCAGGAGGAAGAUGAAGACAGUGAGCCAGAUGCACCAAUUUCUGGUACAACAACUUAUGACAAUGAUGAAAUAAAAGUCACAGUGACAACAAGCGAGAUCUCUCAGGAAGAGGAAGUCCAUCCAGUUAAGAAGCCAGAGGCUGUAGUGCCCGAAACAGUUGGAGCUUAUAAAAAGCACAAUGUUCCAGUGAGCAAAAAGAAGCCUUUGAAGAAAGUUGGAAAACGCAAAUCAGGGCCAAAGAUGCAAAAGAAAAGAGAUAAAAGGAAGGGAAAGGAAAAGGGCUCAAAGAGGCGCUAGCUACUCUACUACCCUUAUCCAGCUCUUUGAAGUUUUAACAUAUGCCAAGCGUCCUAGCUUGCGUUGGAGAUAUAUGUAGUACAUGAUUUCAGCUGACCAGGGUUUUCAAUUGGAUUUCAUUUUGGGUUUCACUUUGAACUAUUUGUGAGCAUAUGAAGCUGGUGUUUGUAUACCAUAAUUUUCUGUGUUGAAUGAAAUCAAAUAUUUUUUUUCUAUCUGA
Molecule: messenger RNA, 863 nt
Organism: Argentina anserina (silverweed cinquefoil)
Lineage: Eukaryota; Viridiplantae; Streptophyta; Magnoliopsida; Rosales; Rosaceae
Product: ribosomal RNA-processing protein 17
Exons: 4
Coding region: 26-643 (205 amino acids)
Cellular component (GO): nucleolus
Molecular function (GO): rRNA binding
Source: RefSeq, a predicted model, not a curated record